This is a messenger RNA of Phacochoerus africanus (Common warthog), 695 nucleotides long. It is a transcript of the gene FXYD3, whose product is annotated as FXYD domain containing ion transport regulator 3. The coding region runs from base 240 to 506 and encodes 88 amino acids. Gene Ontology annotation, biological process: regulation of sodium ion transmembrane transporter activity. Lineage: Eukaryota; Metazoa; Chordata; Mammalia; Artiodactyla; Suidae. Gene Ontology annotation, cellular component: membrane. The transcript is spliced from 8 exons. Gene Ontology annotation, molecular function: sodium channel regulator activity. The record is from RefSeq and is a predicted model, not a curated record.
UACCUGCCCAGGUUUGCUUAGGGCGUGGCAGCUACGGAUAAAGGCAGGAGUUGGCUUAGCAGCCCCAGCCCACUCUCUCCUGGAACCUGGAACCUCUGUGCAGCCCCGGGAACACGAAGCCCAGGGAGUCUCUAGGCCAGCCUUUCUGCCCCUUGGGGGAGCUGUAGUCGGGAUUGGGAACCAGAGGCAUCCCAGUGGACCCUCCCCCCAGGCCCCUCCAGGCCAGUGCUCCGACCGACAUGCACGAGGUGGCCCUGAGCGUGCUCAUCCUCCUGGCAGGCCUGUCUGCUUUGGAUGCCAACGACCCAGAAGAUAAGAACAGUCCUUUCUACUAUGACUGGCACAGCCUCCGAGUUGGCGGGCUCAUCUGUGCAGGGACUCUCUGCGCCCUUGGCAUCAUCAUCCUCCUGAGUGGGAAAUGCAAAUGCAAGUUCAGCCAGAAGCCCAGCCACCGCCCAGGGGAUGCCCCCCCUCUCAUCACCCCAGGUUCGGCCCAUGACUGUUGAGGACGGAUCAGCAGAAAGAACACAGGGAAAGGGCCUCUCUCUUUCCCCAAGUCCUGGCUCUGCCCAGAGGCCUGAACUCCAGGAUGGAAUGCUCCCUCCCCUCCCCACCACCAGGGCUCCAUCUCACCUCUCAAUGGAGGGGUCUCUCUAUUCAAUUUUCAUUCUAAAAUGAUCUUGCCUCCCGCCCAA